GCUUUGAUUUAUCUGAGGAAAAGAAGGCGGGCUCUUGACUUCCUUUCUGUCGCGCGCGAAAUCAGGUCGGUGCAGGAAGCCUGGAAAAGUGCACGACUUUCUAAAUCAUCAAUUGUCGCAAUCUGAAAACAUCUACAUUAAAAUGGCAGAUCCGAAGGACACACCAGAGGAGCAUGAAACUACAUCUACAGAAAAUGUAGAUGACACAAACCAUGACCCCCAUUUUGAGCCCAUUGUGUCAUUACCAGUACAAGAUGUGAAGACACUUGAGGAAGAUGAGGAGGAGAUUUUUAAAAUGCGAGCAAAGCUCUACCGUUUUGCUAGUGAAAAUGAACCACCAGAAUGGAAGGAGCGUGGUACAGGUGAUGUGAAACUCUUGCGACACAAAGAUAAGGGUUCCGUUCGUCUACUGAUGAGGAGAGACCGCACUCUCAAGAUCUGUGCCAACCACAACGUUAUGCCCUUGAUGGAGUUGAAACCCAAUGCUGGCAGCGACAGGGCCUGGGUGUGGAACACACAUGCUGACUUUGCAGAUGAGGAACCCAAACCAGAACUUCUGGCACUAAGAUUCCUAAAUGCGGAAAAUGCCCAAAAGUUCAAGGCAAAGUUUGAUGAGUGCAAAGAAGAAGUUAGAAAAUUCCUAGAAGAUGAAGAACUAUCUGCUGGCGACAAGGAUGGUGCAGAUAAAGUGGCAGACAAACUGGAGGAACUCUCAGUAAAAGAGAACAAAGAUGACACCAAGACAUCAGGUGGGCAGAAGGUGGAGGAAGUGAAGGCUGAGGAAGUGAAAGCUGAGGAAGAGAAGAAAUGAAAUCUGGACGGCGGCUUCACUCAGAUCUUCAACUUGUCAUUUUCCCCCUUUUUUCUACAAUAGACUCUGAAACUGAAUUUGGACUCUUGCUAUUUGGUUUGACUUUUUGUUUUUGUUUAUUUUAUUUGUUUGCCUUUUGAGAUCACAAGACCUUCGUGCCACUCUUCAACAAAUGUGUCCAUUCCUAACUCAAGAUGUUUAGUACUUAUCUUGCCCUCUUCACCUGCCCUGGUUUCUUAAUGGUGAAAAUAAAGUUGUUACAUUCUUGCCAUCUGUAACUCAAAGUAUCGACAAGACAUGCUGUGAAAUGAGGCUUGUGGUAUUGAUCGAUUCCCACAUUGGGUAAUGUUUCUUUUUCUUUUUUCUUUUUUUAUAAACAUUCUAAAGUAGCUGUGAGUGCUGUUAAGAUUGGGUGUAAGCAGUGUGGGUGGAUUCUAGGUAGACCAUUGAGCUUUCUCAAAUUUGGAUGCAGGAUAUUAUACAGGGAAUAUAGCAGUCCCAAGAGGUUUUCUUGAAUUCGGGGGGUGGUCAUUUUUUCUCUGCCUAGGGAUGGAAGACUUUAGAACAAAAGUACAGUUUUGCCCUCAAAUCGCAUCAGUGGAUCUUGGGCUGACAACACCCAAAAUGUUUUUGCUUUUGCCUUUCUAUGAGGGGCAGAAGUUUUAUUUAAUAACGGUUUGUGUAAGUUUUGAUGACCAAUGCAGUCUCAAACUUGAGUUGAAAUGCAUUUUGGGGCAGAGGGCACAUAGACACAAUUCUGUUGGCACUCCAGAUCUUAGAUUGUUUUGGCAUUCCAGUUGCAUCUGUAAAUAAGUGUACAUGGAUAAAAGACUUACUUUUGAUCUGUGCUUUUAUGGUUCCUCACCAUUUUAAACAACCAAUGAAGAUGUCCGGUCUCUUUCCAUUCCGUUUGGUGGAGGGGGAAAAUAAAUGACACUAUUUUGAAAAUCAUAAUUCAGACCUUUUGAACUAAAACUUGGAUCAUGUCCCAAAAAGUUCUUUUGGGAUUAUAUAGUCAGUACAGUUGAGGCUGGUCUUAUUUCUUGCUCAAGUCAUUAUUUGAAUAGCGUUUCCCAUGCUAUUAUUUACUCAAUCGUUUGCCUAAUGAUAGUACUUUUGGUAACGACUGUAUAAUGUAUUCUCCAUGGCAUUUUGAUUGAAGUCUCACUUUUUAUGGCCGUAAUAUCUGACAUGAUAUGUACGAAAGAGUGGUGAAUGAACAGAAUUAAAGAAUGAUGCAGCAUCUAUGUGA
This is a messenger RNA of Clupea harengus (Atlantic herring), 2063 nucleotides long. It is a transcript of the gene ranbp1, whose product is annotated as RAN binding protein 1. NCBI's taxonomy places the organism in Eukaryota, Metazoa, Chordata, Actinopteri, Clupeiformes, Clupeidae. Gene Ontology annotation, cellular component: nuclear pore; cytoplasm; centrosome. The record is from RefSeq and is a predicted model, not a curated record. Gene Ontology annotation, molecular function: GTPase activator activity. Gene Ontology annotation, biological process: positive regulation of mitotic centrosome separation; nucleocytoplasmic transport.